Miscanthus lutarioriparius is the source of this 885-nucleotide messenger RNA. The record is from the annotation of a GenBank genome assembly. NCBI's taxonomy places the organism in Eukaryota, Viridiplantae, Streptophyta, Magnoliopsida, Poales, Poaceae.
AUGCUGCUGCCGCAUCCCAGUCCCCUCGCGCCGCUCCGCGCCAGCUCCUCCUCCCCGGCCGCGCGCCUCCGCUUCCGCCUCCCGUUCCUGUGCUCUCCUUACCCCUCGCCGCUCCUCUCCUCGCCAUGUCCCCGACCCCGAUGGCCUCCGCCGAUUCGCGCCCACGCGUCCGGCGAGCCGAGGCUCGGCGGCCGCCGCGGCGUCUUCGGCCUCGACGCGCUUCUCUCGGCUGCGGAGCUGCUCUGCCUCGCGCCGCCGGCCAUCUGCUCGGUGGUCUGCGCUGCGCGCCUCGUCUUCCUGCCGGCUGGCGCCAGCGCCGUGCCCCCGCCGCUGCUGGUCCUGCAGUACGUGCUCUUGGUGGGCGCGGUGGCCAUCGGCAGCCUGAUACGGCGGAGGCAGUCGGGGCGGCUCCGCCCGGCGGCCGGUGCUGCGGGGGUGGGGGGUGGAUUGACGGGGAGGGUGGAGAAAGUGGAGGAGACUGUCAGGGGUAUGGUGGCGGCAAUUGCUGUGCUCUCGAGGACCGUCGAGAAGCUCGGCCUCAGGUUUAGGGUGUUGCGGAGGACGUUGAGGGACCCUAUCACUGAGACAGCGGCUUUAGCGCAGAAGAACUCUGAAGCCACUCGUAUUCUUUCUGCACAAGAAGACCUCCUUGAAAAAGAAAUUGGUGCAAUUCAAAAAGUUCUUUAUGCAAUGCAGGAACAACAGCAAAAGCAACUUGACCUAAUCCUUGCGAUUGGGGAAGCAAGCAGGAUACUGGAUGGCGAACAAGACUUGUUAGGCAGGGACAGUGCUAGAUCUUCCAGCGCAAGUCCAGCUCCAGAGCUGGAGAACAAACAAGUAGAAACAGAAUCUGAAGCGGUUACAGGAGGAAAUAACAAGUCCUGA